UAAAAUGUAUUUAUUCUAAUUCAUUAUAUUUUAUUUUCAAAUGAUUUUUUGAAUAGGUAGUCUGAGUAGUCAAUUCAAUUAAAAAAAAAAAAAAAACUAUCAUGGAACAAAUAAAUAACUCUGUUGAAGUGUUAAAUAUUGUAAGAUCGAUUGUCCAUCAUUUAAAUAAAGUCAACUUAGGUAACAUGACACAAAAAAUUAUUGCUUUGCCAAUAAAUAAUGUAAAACUACUUGAAGAAAUAGCAGAUAUAAUAUAUGAUCGAGCUUUAAAAAGACAAAAUUAUACGCAUAUAUAUGCCGAUAUGUGUGCAAGUAUGAUUAAUAAUUCAAAAUUUAAUAAACUUACAACAAAUACUGAAAUUACAUUUCAAAAAGUUCUAUUAAAAAAAUGUUCUGAUGUAUUUUAUACAUUAACAAAGAACCAACAAGAAUUAAACACAUUAAAACAGAAGAUGAAAAAUAAUAGUAAGGAAUUAGAGAAGUUUAUAAACACUUUAAAUUGUUAUCAAUUUGAAUUUAGUAAAAAAGUUGUAUCCAAUUGCAGAUUUAUCAGUGAACUGUAUAGAAAGGGUGCUUUUCCAGAAAAAAUUUUAUUGGCAUGCAUUACAGAUUUAAGUAAUGAAAAUGGUGAAUUUCAAAUGCAUUGUUUAUGUAUAAUACUUCAAUUAACAGGCCCAAAAUUAUCAAAAGCAUAUGAUUUGAACGAACCAGUUAAUGCGCUAUUAUUCUUUAUGGAUAAUUAUAAAAUAUCAUCAACACUAAAAUUGUUGAUACUCAAAGUACAAGAAAUGCAUUCUGAGGGUUGGAUAAAUGAGCAACCUAUAGAUUUUAUAGGAAAAAAUUAUAGGCUAUUUAGUGAAUUACCAACACAAAUGAAAAAUAUGUUUACAAUAAAAUCAUAUAAUAUGAUGUCAGUGUGGAUUUUUGAUGAAUGUUAUGAUAUUCUUUUCAAUUUUGUCAACAGCAAGAAAAUUGAUGAAGUUAUACAUUUAUUAAAAAUGAACAAUAUUUGGAUUCGCUACAAUCCUAUAUCUUUUGCUGUUUCAAUGAUUCUUGUAGCACUAGAAGAAAAUCAAAAUAUAAGAAAUUAUGCUGGAAAACUUUUAGACAAUCUUGUUAAAAAAAAAAUGUUGUCGUAUUAUUCAAUUCAAUCAGGAGUCAAAGAAGUAUUGAAUGAUCCAGGCACUAAGAAAGAAUAUCCAAAUUUAUCAAAUUUAGUGUUAGAUAUAACUGAUCAAAUUAAACUUUAA
Messenger RNA from Rhopalosiphum maidis (corn leaf aphid), 1250 nucleotides. RefSeq names its product eukaryotic translation initiation factor 4 gamma 1-like. The record is from RefSeq and is a predicted model, not a curated record. Gene Ontology annotation, cellular component: eukaryotic translation initiation factor 4F complex. The coding region runs from base 102 to 1250 and encodes 382 amino acids. Lineage: Eukaryota; Metazoa; Arthropoda; Insecta; Hemiptera; Aphididae. Gene Ontology annotation, molecular function: protein binding; mRNA binding; translation initiation factor activity. The transcript is spliced from 9 exons.